Messenger RNA from Suillus paluster, 2996 nucleotides. RefSeq lists its product as uncharacterized. NCBI's taxonomy places the organism in Eukaryota, Fungi, Basidiomycota, Agaricomycetes, Boletales, Suillaceae. The record is from RefSeq and is a predicted model, not a curated record. Gene Ontology annotation, cellular component: Set1C/COMPASS complex. The transcript has 9 exons. Gene Ontology annotation, biological process: positive regulation of DNA-templated transcription. Bases 186 to 2747 code for a protein of 853 amino acids.
UGCAAGCUAAUUAGACCAUGGACUCAUUUGUCUGUAAGUUCACCCGCAAUUUCUCUUCAUCCAUUUACGACGGGCUGGUCGAGGCAAGAGGGGAGAGCCUGCUGAAACUUAAUACUCCGACAAUCUUUCAAGCGCCAUUUUGUCUUCGAUUGUCGGUACAUCCUCGAGGCGGCAGCCAGAUUACCAUGACCGUGUCUGAUAAUCCCGCAAAAACGAGUAAUGGGGCUGCAACUCCUAUGACAGGAAGUAUGCCCCAGCCUAACGUGCCGAAGACACCGGAUAUGACAGAUACAAUGUGGCUCUCGCAAUUCGCAUAUCAUCAAGCCCCUGGUUCAACGAACGAACACACGGAGAGGGGGCGUGCGCCACCAGGUGACGUUAGGCCUAUAAAUGGCUUGCUACCUCCCUUUUCAAGUCAAGGUGUAUAUCUUCCUACGCCGCAGAGUCCUGGUAAUCUUGGCGCAUAUGGGCAGUCGAGUUCGCGCAACACUACUCCCAAAGGUCAAAUCUUGUUGGAGGACGUUCUGCCAACAGAUUUUAGAUCUACUUCGUAUCCUUCGGCUCCUUCCCCAACAUUCAGGCCCCAUAAAAUGAUCACACCUGAUUCCAGCCCACUUGUUAUUCGCUCUCGGGCAAACGGACCCCACGGGAAGAACGAUAAGAGAAGUCACUCGCCCCCUCGGAUUACAAGAAGAACGCCGCCCACAAGUUCCACUCCAGAACAUUCUCUCCGUCCUCGGAUGUCUCUUGCGCAAGAUAACGCAUUCAGUCUUACUACACACCAACCAGUAGAGGUCAAGAAUACCACCCCAAACAGAAAGCGUCCAGCAUCCCAAGCUUCAUCUACCGACUUCCUACCUCCGUCUAACAGCAUCUUUUCACCGCUUCCCGCAUCACAGGAACUUAGCGAAGAGGUCGGAGGGGAAAUGGCUCGGAUCCGUGCACAGCUGUUAGAGAAUCAGAUCACCCUCACGCGAGAAGCCGAGGCUCGGAGACCUGAUUACCUCAAGCGUGCCAAGCGCAUAGAGUCACCACCCCCUCUUGAUGUAGAUGGCAAAGAAGAACAGCGGGUCGCCGCAGCGAUCGGAGUAACGGAGAGUCCUAUCAAAGGCCGGCGGUUGAUGUUAUUUCAGGAAACCUCGGACGAAAGCUUUGAAGAAAGUCUGAUGGCAGGAGGGUACGAUCGCUAUCGAACCGACUUGCAGCAACCUGCGGAUCCUGGGGACCCUGAUCAUUCUGGAGACCCAGAACCCCUUCCUUUGGUCAAUGAGCAGGAGCUCCGCCAAAAGAACAGAUUGUCUGCAUUCCGGAGUUCCUCGCAAUUGUCUUCCUCGUGGUCACAGUUAACUCCAGUUGAGGUGGAGGGCCGUGGCAGAGUUUUGAUGAACAUCGGACCAUCUGAUCCGCCAAGUCCGAAUAAACUUAGCCCAUCGAAGAAGAAGCGUUCUCGGAAAAAGAAAAAGACGCCUUCGAUGGACGAGUUACAUGACGAGAGUACCUUCCCUUUGCAAUCGGAAGCCACUGGUGAUCUUCCAAACUGGCCGGAUGCCCAAUUUCCGUGGCGCUUGCGCACAGAGCAGUGCGACGAUUAUUCUAAAAUGGAGGAAGAACAACGCUUGCGGUACAUCGAAAACUUCCUUAGCCGGGAUUCGGAUGAUGAAGACCAUGAAGAGAAUUUGUUUCAGAAUCAAAUAGUGCGUCCUGGGUUCGGUACCGGCAGGGGCAAAAUGUACCCUCUUCUCGCUCACUCACAGAAUCGAGAGCGUGGUCCAGCCACGAUAUCCAUUAUUCCGAGCGACCCAGCUGAUGCCAGAACUGCAUUGCUAUCGAAGCGAUCAAUUAGACGCUUCUCGUUUCGACGAACACCACAUAAAUCCACCAACGAUGACAUAGACGAUGAAACUGUUUGUAUUUGUCGAGGCAGUGAUGAUGGCCGAGAGCUGGUCCAAUGCGAUGGAUGCCAUACUUGGUACCACCUACAAUGUAUUGGCAUUCGAAGUAUUGCAGAACUGGGCAGGGAGGAAGAUCCUUGGUUUUGUGGCAGUUGCGCCAAAACACCCCCUCCAGAUAUCCUGCCAUCAUCUGAGCCGACCUUCGUGCCAACUGAAGAGAAGCUGAGGCAUGACAAGAGCUACGAUCCACCCUUCUUUCACGCGGGCCUUAAUCCUUCGCCAGCGGCCCCAUGGAGCAGCUCUUCACGUCCACCCAUGACCCCACCUGGUCGUAGGGCAGGCCCUUAUUUUUCCUCUGGUUCGUCUUGGGAUGAAUCGUCUUCCCAGCCUGGUCCACAGACACCACAACACUCCUCUCGAAGUGUUCGUGUGUGCACAGCGACACCUGGUUGUGCUGAGCCGGUUAUGGCUGACGAAUCUCCAUUUGAUCCCACAUCCACCCCUUCACGCGGCAUCAGAUUUGGUGCUCCAUUUGCAACACCAAAGAAUAAUUUUUGGCAGGGACGCGGUUCUGAGCUAUUCAACACACCCACUAGACCUGGUGAGGGAAUGUCUAGCCGUCGUUUUGGUCAUCAUCCCGCGGGAGGUGCAGAAGAUGAUUCGCAUCUUCCGAUUACCCAUCUCAACUCUGGCCCUGUAAUUCAUGACAUCACACCAGUUGGUCAUAAUUUCACCCCUGUCGGGCGUCUCGCAGAAUCUCCACUAGCUGCGAAGAAUUUGCGACGUGGACCACCAGGCAGCGGACGGUUUCUGGACGUACAUAUUGACAGCGCGAGAGGAGGACGCCGUAGCUAAUGAUUUGCUUGGCCUUUCGUGAGAUACUGCUUUUUAACUUAAGCUGCUUUUGAGUUUUACCCUACUUGUCACACCCACCGUGUUUAUUUGAAACAAAUGAUACUUUAUGUAUGAACAGUCAUCAGACUUGGCUUACAUGUUUAGUCACUCACUUUGCAAUUUGUAUAAUUUAUUAUCACUCGUCGUUAGCACGGUCAGUCUUUUUUUUUUCGUGGAUAAAGGUACAAUUAUUCGGCCCAGGGGAGUGGC